UUUUUUUGUUCUCUCAGAGAUAAACCAAACUGUGUUACGGUUGUAUCGUGCCCAAAAUAGAUACCGGAAAAAAAAGAGGGUAACAGUAAAAUUUGUAGUCUCACCAUUUUCCGAUUAUUCAACCGCACAGGCUAAAGUCGCGGUGGUCUGAAUUCGUUUGAUUCCCAUUAGUUCCAGCCACCAUGAGCGACCUCCCUCCCUAUCCGCCGCUUGAUCCUUCUACCUACGAUCUCAUUAUCGUCGGCACCGGAGUUUCUGAGUCCGUCCUCUCCGCCGCCGCUUCCUCCUCCGGUAGCUCUGUUCUCCACCUCGACCCUAACCCCUUCUACGGCUCUCACUUCGCCUCCCUUUCUCUUCCCGACCUCACUUCUUUCCUUCACUCGAUCUCCGUUUCUCCUCUUCCUCCUCCGCCGCCGUCAAACGCUCAUGACUUCCUCUCCGUGGAUCUCGUUCACCGAUCCUUGUAUUCCUCCGUCGAGAUUUCGAGCUUCGAACCCGAGAUCCUCGAGGAACACUCCAGAAGUUUCAACGUUGACUUGUGCGGUCCUAGGGUUAUCUUCUGUGCCGAUGAAUCCAUUAAUCUCAUGCUCAAAUCAGGAGCCAACAAUUACGUUGAGUUCAAGAGCAUCGACGCGAGCUUCGUCGGGGAUUCGAGCGGAGAGCUACGAAACGUGCCUGAUUCCAGAGCUGCGAUAUUCAAGGACAAGAGCUUGGCUCUGUUGGAGAAGAACCAGCUGAUGAAAUUCUUCAAGCUUGUUCAGGCACACUUGGCUUCCUCUACCGAAAGCGAUGAGGCAACAGUCCCUAUAUCGGAGCAAGACAUGGAGAGUCCAUUUGUGGACUUCUUGGCAAAGAUGCGUUUGCCACCCAAAAUCAAAUCGAUCAUCUUGUAUGCCAUUGCGAUGCUAGAUUAUGAUCAAGACAAUACGGAAACUUGUAGACAUUUACUCAGGACCAAAGAGGGCAUAGAUCGAUUGGCUCUGUACAUUACAUCUAUGGGCAGGUUUUCUAAUGCACUUGGGGCUUUGAUAUACCCAAUUUAUGGACAAGGAGAACUUGCUCAAGCCUUUUGCCGUCGAGCUGCUGUCAAAGGAUGCAUAUAUGUUCUCCGGAUGCCUAUUACUGCUCUGCUUCUAGACAAGGCAAGUGAGUCGAUUGUUGAAACUGGGGGUUGCAAAGGGGUUAGACUAGCUUCGGGUCAAGAGAUAUUCAGCCAAAAGUUGAUUCUGGAUCCAUGUAUUACUGUUGGAUUGGAGUCAUUUGCAUCAUUGACUGACCAGCAGAGAGAAACUCUUCGGGUUCUUGUCCCAAAGGCGAUGAGCAGUAAGGGGAAAGUAGCAAGAGGAAUAUGUAUCAUUAGAGGUUCUGUGAAAGCUGGUGUAUCAAACGCUCUUGUCGUAUAUCCACCUAAAUCUUUGUUUCCUGAACAGCCGACUGCGAUUCGGGUUCUGCAGCUUGGUAGUGGUUUAGCUGUUUGUCCUCCUGGCAUGCAUGUUUUAUAUCUUUCAACUUUGUGUGACAACGAUGAUCAAGGGAAAACAGCACUCUUAUCAGCCAUGAGUAUUCUCAUUGGGCCGCAGGUUCCUGAGAAGCUUCAAAGCGAUUCAGUAAUUGAGAAUGAUUCUGCUGAAGCAAAACCUGUUGUACUCUGGAGAGCACUGUACGUGCAAGAGCUGGUCAAGGGUGAAUUUGGUGGUAAUAUCAGUUCCGCGUCUAGUCCAGAUGGGAAUUUGAACUACAAUGAACUAGUGGAAUCAGCCUUGAGGCUAUAUGAACAAUUCAUGGGGAGUGAAGAAUUAUUUAAAGAAGAGACCUCACGGGAGAACACAGCGGAGGAAGAAAACGAUGGUGCUGUUGAAAUUGAAGAUUGAUCAAAGAAACUAUUCUCUUGUUUUAAUACAUAUUUAGUUUCAUUAUUAAUUUAUUAUUUGACGUUUUUCUUCGUAAUAUUGGGGCAAGUGUUAUUAUUAAGAUCACUACUACAAGCAAAAGAAAUCAGAUUCAUAUAAGAUUUGUUUAUAUACAAAGAUUUUCGAUAUAAGUCUCAAUGUAACAAAGGUUUUCGAUAACAAUUUUUUGUUUCUGUUGAAAAA
Messenger RNA from Thlaspi arvense, 2093 nucleotides. The record is from the annotation of a GenBank genome assembly. Lineage: Eukaryota; Viridiplantae; Streptophyta; Magnoliopsida; Brassicales; Brassicaceae.